GUAUAGUCUUACUAGCUGCCAAAUUAUGAUGACUUCUCUACCAACGCCAACCGUAGUCGUUGCCAAAUACACGGCCGUCACGACGACCUCUCCGGUUGUUUCUUCGUGGCCUAAUAUGUUCCCAAUGACCAAAGGUUCCUUAUUCAAGCUACCGAGACAGUCAAAUGGUAAGAUGAUCUCAUGUAAUGCUAGUUCUGAUAAAGAAAAUGAUCAAAAGCCAAUGAUUGAGUCAUCCUUUGAUCGUCGUGACAUGCUUCUCGGUCUAGGAGGACUUGUUGGCGUUGCGAGCUUGACAUCUGCUCGAUCGGUUGGAGCGGCCCCUCUGGCCGCCCCAGACAUUUCAAAAUGUGGAAAUAACCCACUUAGUGGUUUCACACCCGGGGAGAAUACUCCCCAAGGCGACGACUGUUGUCCGCCAGACUCUCCUCAGAUUUUAGACUUUGAGUUCCCAAAGGAGCAGCCGUUGCGUGUUAGACCGGCUGCUCAUUUGAUGAGUCCAUCUUACAUUGCAAAGUUUCAAGAAGCGGUUAAGCGCAUGAAAGAGCUACCAAAAGACGAUCCUCGUAGCUUCUUUCAACAAGCGCAAGUUCAUUGCGCUUAUUGUAAUGGCUCUUAUACCCAAUCCUCGAGUGGCUUCCCAGACGUCGAAAUCCAAAUCCAUAACUCAUGGAUUUUCUACCCGUUUCAUCGUUGGUACUUGUACUUUUAUGAAAGAAUUCUGGGUAGUUUAAUUGAUGAUCCAACUUUCGGGUUGCCAUUUUGGAACUGGGACACCCCUGCAGGAAUGAGAAUUCCUUCAUACUUCAACGACCCGAAUUCAUCUCUCUUUGAUUCCAAAAGAAAUCAAGAUCAUCUAAAUGCAGUUAUCGAUCUAGGAUACCACGCUUCAAACACCGACACGCCAGAACAAGAUACUGUAAGUAACAAUCUUGCGAUUAUGUAUCGCCAAAUGGUUACUAACGCUACCGACCCAAUUUCAUUUUUUGGGGGUGAGUAUCGUGCGGGUACAGAACCUAUCGAUGGAGGUGGAUCUAUUGAACAAAUACCACACAUACCGAUCCACGUUUGGGUUGGCGACCCACGAGAAACAAAUGGAGAAGACAUGGGUAAUUUAUACUCAUCGGGUCGUGACCCGUUGUUCUAUUGCCACCAUUGUAACGUUGAUCGGAUGUGGUCGCUAUGGAAGAUGUUGGAUGGAAAAAACGUUGACAUCACAGACACUGAUUGGCUCAACACUUCAUUCGUGUUCUACGAUGAGAACAAAAACCUCGUUCGCGUCUAUGUCAAAGAUUGUUUACUUACAAAUAAACUAGGGUACGACUAUCAGAAAGUAGACGUACCCUGGGUGAGCACGAAGCCUGUGCCUCGUGCUCCAAAAUCUGGGAUAGCCAAGAAAAUGACAGGAAAGAUUAAAAACACAAAUGACACCUCUUUCCCUAUUAAACUCGACAAAAUUGUGAAGCUUUUGGUGUCAAGGCCAAAGAAAUCGAGGAGCAAGAAAGAAAAGAAGGAACAUCAAGAGCUUUUGGUGUUAUAUGGGAUUAAGUACGAUAGCCAAAUAUAUGUGAAGUUUGAUGUGUUUGUUAACGAUGAGGAUGACAAUUCUAGCUCGCCAUCACAGACCGAGUAUGCAGGUAGCUUUGCACAGCUACCGCAUAAGCAUAAGGGCAAGUCGAGGAGUAAGACGAGUUUCCGUGCAGGAAUGACAGAGCUGUUGGAUGAGUUACAGGCCGACGACGAUGACAGUGUGUUGGUUACUUUGAUUCCAAGGACCGGUUGCGAUGAUGUUACCAUCGACGGCAUCAAAAUCAUAUAUGUUUGAGUUAUAUAUAUUGCUAAUGAUCAUAUAUUGAUGAAGUUGAAAGACAUUGCCUAGGCUAAGUCAUGUUAAUGUUCUUGAUUGAUCGUUUAUCAUUGUUGCUGUAUUAUUGUUGUCUAUAAGUAUUACGUACGAUGUCCAUUGAGAAUACUAGCCUUUGUUUGGAAAUUGGAACCAAGAGUGUUUUGGAUUUGAAAUGAAGACUUAUUUUCCAUCAA
Erigeron canadensis is the source of this 2037-nucleotide messenger RNA. RefSeq names its product polyphenol oxidase I, chloroplastic-like. Gene Ontology annotation, biological process: pigment biosynthetic process. Gene Ontology annotation, molecular function: catechol oxidase activity. The transcript has a single exon. NCBI's taxonomy places the organism in Eukaryota, Viridiplantae, Streptophyta, Magnoliopsida, Asterales, Asteraceae. Bases 26 to 1822 code for a protein of 598 amino acids. The record is from RefSeq and is a predicted model, not a curated record.